CCUUCUUUAUUUUACACCCUUUUGUGCUCCACUCGUGCCAAGAGGAUUCCAAGAAAAAACAUAUCCAAAAUAAACAAUAUUGUUUCUUAAUUGUAGUUCUUAUAUUAUAUACUCUUCAUUGUAUAUAUAUAUAUAUAUAACACGAAGCAACAACGUUCAACCCUUCAACAUAUCUCAAAAAAAAAAAAAAAAGUGGAUAUGGGGAACAGUCUAGGAAGAAAAAAGAGUACAGAAGUUAUGAAAAUCGAUGGAAAAACGAUGAAAUUUAGGACCCCAGUUUAUGCAAACGAGGUUCUAAAAAAUUAUCCAUCGAUGGUAUUAUUAGAAUCGGAAGAAGUUAAGCAUUUUGGGAUUCGAGCAAAGCCAUUGGAGCCACAACAAGAGUUAAAGCCCAAAAGGCUUUAUUUCCUCAUUGAAUUACCGAAAUACCCCGAAGAGAGUAAUAAAAAUCCGAGGAGGGUCCGUUCGGGGAUCCAAAUGAGCGCGAAGGAUAGGCUCGAGACAUUAAUGCUGGCACGGAGAUCUGCGUCUGACUUGUCAAUCAUGAGGCCUGCAAGUAGUAUGACUGAAGAGUACUCGUCUUAUCAUCAUCAUCAUCAUAAUAAUAAUAGCUUCGCUUCAGGCCCGAGUAGCGGUAAUGGGCCUCAGGCCCAGCCCAUGAGGCUGAAGCUGAGGCUACCGAAAGCGGAGGUGGAGAAGUUGAUGAUGCAAAGCAAAGAUGGGAGUGACGUUGGUGAGAAAAUUAUGAAACUUUGCAUGAACAAUAAUAAUAACAGUGGUGUUGGGACCGACUUGCUUCAAAGUAAAAGUGGACCAUUAAUGGAAGAUGAUCAAAGUCAAUGGAAGAAUAAUAAUAACAAUAAUGGAGGGAUAUUAAUUAAGAAGGGAAUUAUUAGAUCUCGAGAGAAACGUGUAGGGUUCUUGCCAAUUACAGAAGGGGAGAUUCAAUUAGCAAUGGCAGCUUCAUAACAAAGAGAGCUAAAAUAAAUGAAUCCAUUUCAUUAUAUUAUAUAGUUUUUGUGUAGUGUAUGUAUGUACAAGUCCUCUCCGAAUUCACUUGCAGGAUUUUUCAGCUAUUUAAAAUUAAUACUAUAUAGGUCACGGAUUCUAGCUGUUGGAAGCCUGGAACAAUCACUGAUGAUUGUAUUAGGGUUUGUGCGGCUCUUUUCCAAACUCUGCUAAUGCGGGAUGCUUUGUGCAUCGACUGUUCUUUUUUUUGUUUUUUUUUUUUAAUUGGGUAUUAGUCAUUUCUUUAUAGUAAAAAUUAAGAAGCUGAAAAAUAGAGGUGAAUUAUGUGAGAACCUGCUUAUGAUAUAUUAUAUUACAUUUGUAUCAAAUUUCAACUUGUGCUAUUUCAAAGUACAUUUAUAUUCAAA
Capsicum annuum is the source of this 1376-nucleotide messenger RNA. RefSeq lists its product as uncharacterized. Lineage: Eukaryota; Viridiplantae; Streptophyta; Magnoliopsida; Solanales; Solanaceae. Bases 199 to 969 code for a protein of 256 amino acids. The transcript has 2 exons. The record is from RefSeq and is a predicted model, not a curated record.